Molecule: messenger RNA, 1705 nt
Organism: Chara braunii
Lineage: Eukaryota; Viridiplantae; Streptophyta; Charophyceae; Charales; Characeae
Source: the annotation of a GenBank genome assembly
CACGUCAGACACAAUGCCACGUCAGCAGUGCCACGUCGGACAAAGUGCCACGUCAGCAUUGCCACAUCAGCAAGAUGACAGGCCUGCCAGACCAGCUGGCCAAUGAGUCUCUUGCCGGCUACAAAAAGCGGUUCCAUGCUCAGCUCGCACUCAUCGAGGCUGAGGAACAAUGCCAGCUGGCAGCCGAGGCUGCCCGCCAACAGGCUGAAGCAGCGGCAACCACAGAGAAGUUGUGGCUACAGGCCGAAGCAGACGCAGAUACCCAGGCACGCCGCAAGGAAGCCCAUUAUCUGUUGCAGCGGCAUGAGGCAGCAAGCAUCGAGAAACUCAAGUUCUGGGUCUUUGAACCCAACGGCGAUGCGGCGACACCGGAAGAGCAACACAAGGAGUUCCUCUCCAAACUCGUGACACGGAUGUUGUAUGCAUGCAACUACCAACGGUCCAGGCUAGAGAAACAGCACCAGGAGUUGGCGAGGCUCCGCCGGACAGUGCAGAGCCACGAGGAUGCAACACGGGCACUCAAUGCCCGUGUGCUGGACCUGGAACAGGUUGUGCCAGGACCAGAUGCUGGUGUUUCCAGCAGUGCACCCUCCAACCUCCAACUGGAGGAACGCGUCGAUCAUGUAGUGGCAAUGCUAGGUGGCAUCAGCACCUUCGCAGCGCCAGCCACCAUCAGCCAGCAGCUGGACACACUGAAGACCGAGAUCAGGCAGCGACAACAGCCAUCUGACCCCGAUCGCAGCACCAGCACAGCGAAGCAUUACAAGAUGCCGACGUUCCAGAUCGAGAAGUUCGAUGAUUACACACAUAAGGACCCGGUCGUCUGGUGGCAAGGUUUUACGACAGAAUUGGGGAUUCAUGAGGUCCCCAAACAUCUGUUCAUCGGCGCACUGUUCCUUAACGCCAAGGGAGGAUGCCAAAUCUGGCUCAGCCAUAUGGCAACCGUCCACGGCGUCGAGGUCUUCGACCUACACACAAAGAUCUCCUGGGAGGAUCUGACAAAGGAAUGGAAAAAGCGGUUCAUCAUGGACGACGCCCCGGCGCUCGCCAUCAACCACAUCUUCACGAUGGCUCAAGGGAACACACCGACACGUGAUUGGCUCACGGAUUGGCAGAAGAUUGUGGCGACGCCCGAUUUAGACUUACCAUUCCCACAUUUGCGCCGAGAGUUCUACAAUAGAUCAUGCGCCGCUUUGAGCCUCGCACUUGGUGAUCACGAGCAGUACAGCACCUUCGCCGAAAUCAUCAACAAGGCAAGGGAGAUCAUCAAGACCAACAGGGCAGCUGCACACGAGAAGUCAACGUGGCAGCCCACCUUUGUGGAGAAGGUGAAGACUGUUCCGCGGCCGCAGCAUGUCGCUGCAGUCCAAACGAAUAGUGAAGAAGACCUCGCAGCCACUCCAGCAUCACGUGAGGGAGAUCAGGUGGCUGUUGUCCACCCAAGAAGCAACAACAAGUCCUGGAAUAAUGGGAAGGUGAAAUCCGCAUCGCAGGCUGGAAAUGGACAGCCAACACCAUGGGUCAAGUUCAACUUGACCGAGGCCGAGUACAAGUUCCGCGGCCGUUACGGCUGUUGCUACGUGUGCAAUAGCACCAAGCACAAGACGUCCCUCUGCCAGGAUCAGGGCAAGGAGGAUGUGCGGCCUUGUCUCAACUCGGGAAACUGAGUUUCGCGGGAGGUGAGGCGACUUUACCUUCCACUCCG